Messenger RNA from Coregonus sp. 'balchen', 15170 nucleotides. NCBI's taxonomy places the organism in Eukaryota, Metazoa, Chordata, Actinopteri, Salmoniformes, Salmonidae. The record is from the annotation of a GenBank genome assembly.
UCAUGACGUAGCAUUUAGUGAAUUAUGGCGAAAGUUAGGAAACGUCAACAUGUGCAAGUUGAAGGGAAAACCUCGGAUAAAAGCUCAGUAUCCAAGAAUGACAGUAAAGGGAUGACGAGCGGGAGAUCAGACGUGUUUCUGAAGCUUUUCGCUGCCGGAUUUUACGGGCUGAGCUCGUUUCUAAUCGUUGUUGUGAACAAAAGCGUCCUCACCAGUUACAGGUAUGCCUACAGUAGUCUAUGCAUGGGCAGUUCGUUGGACUUUGGACACUAAUGACAGUGCUAAACACAGAGUGGGGUUGUUUGGUUACUCGGUCUCGGGGUACCAACAUCAAUGUAGCUGAAUGUGGUGUGGCAUAAAGCUGUUUUACACACACUUUAAUCGUAUUAAACAUUAUCUAAAUGUUUUUGCUGACCACAGAUUUAUGUAGAAAAACACUGACUGCUUUGAAUGUCAAAUUGUGAUUACAGCUUUUUUAUUCAGGGUAAAAUAAGAAUGUUUUAUUGCCAAAUUACUGCCUUUAUUCCUACAUGGUAUUAUAAGUCUAUGGGAAUUUUCACUGAUACUGGCCAUAAUAGUUAUGAUAGGAGCCUACUUUGUCAUACUGUAUGCAUUUGCUGAAGUCACAUCAUUUAAUAACUUUUGUUUGCAGAUUCCCCUCAUCAACAUGUGUUGGGAUCGGUCAAGUAAGAAUGCUCUUCAUGAGUUACAUCAAUUGAAGAGUUGCUUAUAAAAGAGCCAUUUUAUAUAUAUAUAUAAUAUAACAUUUAUUACAAUAUAUAUAUAUAUUUUUUUUUCAGAUGCUGGCUACAAUACUAGUACUAGGAGCUGCAAAGGCAAUAGGUGUUAUCAAAUUUCCAUGUUUGGACAGGAGCAUCCCAAACAAGGUUACACAAUGAUUCCUUUCUAUAUCCGCAGCAUACUAUUAUAAUCUAUUGUACAUCAUCUAUGUACAUUUUGUUGCUAAGUUUCCAAAUGCAACAUAAUUCAAUGACACAUCAUUCAAGCUGAAGGGAGCUCAAUUUCACAGUUUAAAUGGCCCUUCUGUUGCUUUAAAUUACAUACAACCUAAUGUACAAAACAGUAAUUGGUGGAAAUGAAAGUGGGCGGUACAUAGCCUCAAGCUGUAUUUUGUUUUCCUCACAGAGACCCUCUCAGAAACAGAUAAACAAUGGUUUCUCUCAGAGUGGAAUGUACAGUGGGGAAAAAAAGUAUUUAGUCAGCCACCAAAUGUGCAAGUUCUCCCACUUAAAAAGAUGAGAGAGGCAUGUCAUUUUCAUCAUAGGUACACGUCAACUAUGACAGACAAAUUGAGGGAAAAAAAUCCAGAAAAUCACAUUGUAGGAUUUUUUAUGAAUUUAUUUGCAAAUUAUGGUGGAAAAUAAGUAUUUGGUCACCUACAAACAAGCAAGAUUUCUGGCUCUCACAGACCUGUAACUUCUUCUUUAAGAGGCUCCUCUGUCCUCCACUCGUUACCUGUAUUAAUGGCACCUGUUUGAACUUGUUAUCAGUAUAAAAGACACCUGUCCACAACCUCAAACAGUCACACUCCAAACUCCACUAUGGCCAAGACCAAAGAGCUGUCAAAGGACACCAGAAACAAAAUUGUAGACCUGCACCAGGCUGGGAAGACUGAAUCUGCAAUAGGUAAGCAGCUUGGUUUGAAGAAAUCAACUGUGGGAGCAAUUAUUAGGAAAUGGAAGACAUACAAGACCACUGAUAAUCUCCCUCGAUCUGGGGCUCCAUGCAAGAUCUCACCCCGUGGGGUCAAAAUGAUCACAAGAACGGUGAGCAAAAAUCCCAGAACCACACGGGGGGACCUAGUGAAUGACCUGCAGAGAGCUGGGACCAAAGUAACAAAGCCUACCAUCAGUAACACACUACGCCGCCAGGGACUCAAAUCCUGCAGUGCCAGACGUGUCCCCCUGCUUAAGCCAGUACAUGUCCAGGCCCGUCUGAAGUUUGCUAGAGUGCAUUUGGAUGAUCCAGAAGAGGAUUGGGAGAAUGUCAUAUGGUCAGAUGAAACCAAAAUAUAACUUUUUGGUAAAAACUCAACUCGUCGUGUUUGGAGGACAAAGAAUGCUGAGUUGCAUCCAAAGAACACCAUACCUACUGUGAAGGAUGGGGGUGGAAACAUCAUGCUUUGGGGCUGUUUUUCUGCAAAGGGACCAGGACGACUGAUCCGUGUAAAGGAAAGAAUGAAUGGGGCCAUGUAUCGUGAGAUUUUUAGUGAAAACCUCCUUCCAUCAGCAAGGGCAUUGAAGAUGAAACGUGGCUGGGUCUUUCAGCAUGACAAUGAUCCCAAACACACCGCCCGGGCAACGAAGGAGUGGCUUCGUAAGAAGCAUUUCAAGGUCCUGGAGUGGCCUAGCCAGUCUCCAGAUCUCAACCCCAUAGAAAAUCUUUGGAGGGAGUUGAAAGUCCGUGUUGCCCAGCGACAGCCCCAAAACAUCACUGCUCUAGAGGAGAUCUGCAUGGAGGAAUGGGCCAAAAUACCAGCAACAGUGUGUGAAAACCUUGUGAAGACUUACAGAAAACGUUUGACCUGUGUCAUUGCCAACAAAGGGUAUAUAACAAAGUAUUGAGAAACUUUUGUUAUUGACCAAAUACUUAUUUUCCACCAUAAUUUGCAAAUAAAUUCAUUAAAAAUCCUACAAUGUGAUUUUCUGGAUAUUUUUUUCUCAUUUUGUCUGUCAUAGUUGACGUGUACCUAUGAUGAAAAUUACAGGCCUCUCUCAUCUUUUUAAGUGGGAGAACUUGCACAAUUGGUGGCUGACUAAAUACUUUUUUUCCCCACUGUAUACUGAGUCUUGCAUCAGACAAUGGAAACAGUGUUCCUGUUUCAACAUGAUGAACUACUGUGUCUAUAGUAGACUUUUAUUCUGUCUUUUCAGAUGUUUCCCCUACCUCUUCUGUAUGUUGGGAAUCAGGUAUCAGGACUUCUAGGAACCAAAAGACUCAAGUAUGACCUCUUUCUUCUUCAUUGACCCUGAUAGAAUAUUCACCACUUUAUUUCUAUGAUAUGAAGCAUAAGAGUGAUUCCUCACGAAAUCAGGAUAAAAAAGGCCAUGAUUUGGGGGAUUUUUACGACAUUGAAUCCAUAGAAUAGUCCUUUGAAUAGUUUUCAGUGGAUGGCUGAAAACGUUUUACUUUUAAACUCGGACAAAACAGAGAUGCUUGUUCUAGGUCCCAAGAAACAAAGAGAUCUUCUGUUAAAUCUGACAAUUCAUCUUGAUGGUUGUAAAGUCGUCUCAAAUAAAACUGUGAAGGACCUCGGCGUUACUCUUGACCCUGAUCUCUCUUUUGACGAACAUAUCAAGACUGUUUCAAGGACAGCUUUUUUCCAUCUACGUAACAUUGCAAAAAUCAGAAAUUUUCUGUCCAAAAAUGAUGCAGAAAAAUUAAUCCAUGCAUUUGUUACUUCUAGGUUAGACUACUGCAAUGCUCUAUUUUCCGGCUACCCGGAUAAAGCACUAAAUAAACUUCAGUUAGUGCUAAAUACGGCUGCUAGAAUCCUGACUAGAACCAAGAAAUUUGAUCAUAUUACUCCAGUGCUAGCUUCCCUACACUGGCUUCCUGUUAAGGCAAGGGCUGAUUUCAAGGUUUUACUGUUAACCUAUAAAGCGUUACAUGGGCUUGCUCCUACCUAUCUUUCCGAGUUGGUCCUGCCGUACAUACCAAUACGUACGCUACGGUCACAAGACGCAGGCCUCCUAAUUGUCCCUAGAAUUUCUAAGCAAACAGCGGGAGGCAGGGCUUUCUCCUAUAGAUCUCCAUUUUUAUGGAACAGUCUGCCUACCCAUGUGAGAGACGCAGACUCGGUCUCAACCUUUAAGUCUUUACUGAAGACUUAUCUCUUCAGUAGGUCAUAUGAUUGAGUGUAGUCUGGCCCAGGAGUGUGAAGGUGAACGGAAAGGCUGGAGCAACGAACAGCCCUUGCUGUCUCUGCCAGGCCGGUUCCCCUCUCCACUGGGGUUCUCUGCCUCUAACCCUGUUGCAGGGGCUGAGUCACUGGCUUGCUGGUGCUCUUUCAUGCCGUCCCUGGGAGGGGUGCGUCACUUGAGUGGGUUGAGUUACUGACGUGAUCUUCCUGUCUGGGUUGGCGCCCCCCCCCUUGGUUUGUGCUGUGGUGGAGACCUCUGUGGGCUAUACUCGGCCUUGUCUCAGGAUUGUAAGUUGGUGGUUGGGGAUAUCCCUCUAGUGGUGCGGGGGCUGUGCUUUGGCGGAGUGGGUGGGGUUAUAUCCUUCCUGUUUGGCCCUGUCCGGGGGUUUCUUCGGAUGGGGCCACAGUGUCUCCGGACCGCUCCUGUCUCAGCCUCCAGUAUUUAUGCUGCAGUAGUUUAUGUGUCGGGGGGCUGGGGUUAGUUGGUUAUACCUGGAGUACUUCUCCUGUCUUAUCCAGUGUCCUGUGUGAAUUUAAGUAUGCUCUCUCUAAUUCUCUCGUUCUCUCUUUCUCUCUGAGAACCUGAGCCCUAGGACCAUACGUCAGGACUACCGGGCAUGAUGACACCUUGCUGUCCCCAGUCCGCCUGGCCUUGCUGCUAUUCCAGUUUCAACUGUUCUGCCUGCGGCUACGAAACCCCUACCUGUCCCAGACCUGCUGUUUUCAACUCUUAAUGAUCGGCUAUGAAAAGCCAACUGAGAGACCUGAGCCCUAGGACCAUACGUCGGGACUACCGGCCGUGGUGACUCCUUGCUGUCCCCAGUCCGCCUGGCCUUGCUGCUAUUCCAGUUUCAACUGUUCUGCCUGCGGUUAUGGAACCCCUACCUGUCCCAGACCUGCUGUUUUCAACUCUUAAUGAUCGGCUAUGAAAAGCCAACUGAGAUUUAUUCCUGAUUAUUAUUUGACCAUGCUUGUCACUUAUGAACAUUUUUGAACAUCUUGGCAUGGUUCUGUUAUAAUCUCCACCCGGCACAGCCAGAAGAGGACUGGCCACCCCUCAUAGCCUGGUUCCUCUCUAGGUUUCUUCCUAGGUUUUCGCCUUUCUAGGGAGUUUUUCCUAGCCACCGUGCUUCUACACCUGCAUUACUAGCUGUUUGGGGUUUUAGGCUGGGUUUCUGUACAGCACUUCGAGAUAUUAGCUGAUGUAAGAAGGGCUAUAUAAAAUAAAAUUGAUUGAUUGAUUGAUUGUAGGAAAGAUUGUUGACAUAUAUUUGACAUUUGUAUCUAAAAGCAUAUUUGAGAAGUAAUUAAUCAAAGUUGGCAUACAGUAUUUAUUACAUUUUGGCCUUACCCAGGCCUCCUGUAAGACGCCAUAAUGUUUCAUCUGUAGGUGCUACAUUUACAUUACAUUUUUAGUCAUUUAGCAGACGCUCUUAUCCAGAGUGACUAACAGUUAGUGAAUGCAUAAAUUUUUUUAUUUUUUUCAUACUGGCCCCCCGUGGGAAACGAACCCACAUCCCUGCCGGCCAAACCCUCCCCUACCUUCGACGACGCUGGACCAAUUGUAAACCGCCCAUGGAUCUCCCGGUUGCGGCCGGCUGCGACAGAGCCUGGACUCGAACCGGGAUCUCUAGUGGCACAGCUAGCACUGCGAUGCAGUGCCUUAGACCACUACGCCACUCGGUUUCAUAUUAAGCUUUUUCCACUUGCUCUAUUUAAUGAGUAGUAUUUUGAUUUCAAUAGCAUUUUUUGACAUUAAUUAACGAAUAUAAAAAUAUAAACAUGAAUAUUGAAAAAACUGUUUUGGAUUUGGCAUAUUUUUCAAUAUAUUGUUGAACAUAAUAAACUCUAUGGGCAUAUCACAGUUCCAGAGUGGGAUCUCUGCUAGUUUUAAAGUUGUGGCCCAUUUUAUACAGAGAAAUUGGCAUAGUAGGCAAUGUAACCAAUCACAGCCCUCCUUUUACUUGUAUCAUUGCACAUCCUGCAAAUCACCAGCAGAGGAUGACCGUUUUGAAUCCAUUUUCACAUUCACUCUGUUGGUAAUGCUUACAAAUUGGAUCAUAUGAAGAAAAAAAAAUGUAUGCACUCGGGUCUUCGCCAGGUUCCGCUCACAUAGGCUACACAAAGCGGAAUAGCGAGAGAUAACCGUUUUAGAGCGCUGGAGGUGGGAUGAAUAGAGCAGCCAUUUGUGCAUAGUGGCUCCCAGCAUAAUCUCGACAGACCGACCGAAUGAGAGAGGCGUAGCCCCGACAGCCUAGUUUAAGCCUGUUUCAGUGGGCGGUCGCCCCAUAUUGAGGCUCGUUGCCAUAAACUAGCCUACCAAAAUUGUACAAUGCACCAAAGAGAUUUAAUAGCCUAAUGAUAAAGUACGGCCUGGGCACUCACUAACUGUAAGUCGCUCUGGAUAAGAGCGUCUGCUAAAUGACUAAAAUGUUUUUUUUAAAUGUAAAUAACUCUAAAAGUAGCUCUGGAACUUUGAUAUGCCAUAUUACAGAGCAGGUGCCAAUGUUUGCUUUGUAGCACCUACAUAUUAGUGUCUUAAAGGAGGCCUGGGUAAGACCAAAAUGUAAUAAAUAGGCCAACUUUGAUCAAUUAUUUCUCAAUUAUGCCGUUAGAUACAAAUGUCAAAUAUAUCAUAUGUCAACAAUACUUCCUCCAAAUGACCAUUCUAUGGAUUUAAAUGAGUGAAAAUCCCAAUAAUCAUGGUCUUUUUCUGUCCUGGUUUCAUGAGGAAUCACUCAUAAAGAACACAGUGGUAUGAUUGUAUAUAUCCUUUUUUCCCUUCCAGUCUACCCAUGUUUACGGUUUUAAGAAGAUUCUCUAUUUUGUUAACCAUGUUGGCUGAGGGAAUCCUACUGAAGUAAGUUCUCUUCAAAUAUUAGAAACCCAAUAUUUGAAAUUUCAAAAUAAGAUUACAUUAGAUUUUUCAUUGGGUGAAUAACGUGUUUCAUUCCCCACAGAAAGACAUUCUCUGGGCCUAUCAAGGCAACAGUGUUUGCCAUGAUCUUUGGAGCCUUUGUAGCUGCAAGGUAAUAAUUUUACUUGCUUGCUUGCUCAUAGGGUGUCUAGGCCAGGUUGCUUUAAGCAGAUGUCUCGCCCGGCAGGUUCAGUUUGUUACCAUUGCAAAGUCUAGUACAGUGAGGGAAAAAAGUAUUUGAUCCCCUGCUGAUUUUGUAUGUUUGCCCACUGACAAAGAUAUGAUCAGUCUAUAAUUUUAAUGGUAGGUUUAUUUGAACAGUGAGAGACAGAAUAACAACAACAAAAUCCAGAAAAACGCAUGUCAAAAAUGUUAUAAAUUGAUUUGCAUUUUAAUGAGGGAAAUAAGUAUUUGACCCCUCUGCAAAAUAUGACUUAGUACUUGGUGGCAAAACCCUUGUUGGCAAUCACAGAGGUCAGAUGUUUCUUGUAGUUGGCCACCAGGUUUGCACACAUCUCAGGAGGGAUUUUGUCCCACUCCUCUUUGCAGAUCUUCUCCAAGUCAUUAAGGUUUCGAGCCUGACGUUUGGCAACUCGAACCUUCAGCUCCCUCCACAGAUUUUCUAUGGGAUUAAGGUCUGGAGACUGGCUAGGCCACUCCAGGACCUUAAUAUGCUUCUUCUUGAGCCACUCCUUUGUUGCCUUGGCCGUGUGUUUUGGGUCAUUGUCAUGCUGGAAUACCCAUCCACGACCCAUUUUCAAUGUCCUGGCUGAGGGAAGGAGGUUCUCACCCAAGAUUUGACGGUACAUGGCCCUGUCCAUCGUCCCUUUGAUGCGGUGAAGUUGUCCUGUCCCCUUAGCAGAAAAACACCCCCAAAGCAUAAUGUUUCCACCUCCAUGUUUGACGGUGGGGAUGGUGUUCUUGGGGUCAUAGGCAGCAUUCCUCCUCCAAACACGGCGAGUUGAGUUGAUGCCAAAGAGCUCAAUUUUGGUCUCAUCUGACCACAACACUUUCACCCAGUUCUCCUCUGAAUCAUUCAGAUGUUCAUUGGCAAACUUCAGACGGCCCUGUAUAUGUGCUUUCUUGAGCAGGGGGACCUUGCGGGCGCUGCAGGAUUUCAGUCCUUCACGGCGUGCUACCAAUGUGCUACCAAUUUUCUUCUUGGUUACUAUGGUCCCAGCUGCCUUGAGAUCAUUGACAAGAUCCUCCCGUGUAGUUCUGGGCUGAUUCCUCACCGUUUUCAUGAUCAUUGCAACUCCACGAGGUGAGAUCUUGCAUGGAGCCCCAGGCCGAGGGAGAUUGACCGUUCUUUUGUGUUUCUUCCAUUUGCGAAUAAUCGCACCAACUGUUGUCACCUUCUCACCAAGCUGCUUGGCGAUGGUCUUGUAGCCCAUUCCAGCCUUGUGUAGGUCUACAAUCUUGUCCCUGACAUCCUUGGAGAGCUCUUUGGUCUUGGCCAUGGUGGAGAGUUUGGAAUCUGAUUGAUUGAUUGCUUCUGUGGACAGGUGUCUUUUAUACAGGUAACAAGAUGAGAUUAGGAGCACUCCCUUUAAGAGUGUGCUCCUAAUCUCAGCUCGUUACCUGUAUAAAAGACACCUGGGAGCCAGAAAUCUUUCUGAUUGAAAGGGGGUCAAAUACUUAGUUCCCUCAUUAAAAUGCAAAUCAAUUUAUAACAUUUUUGACAUGCGUUUUUCUGGAUUUUUUUGUUGUUAUUCUGUCUCUCACUGUUCAAAUAAACCUACCAUUAAAAUUAUAGACUGAUCAUUUCUUUGUCAGUGGGCAAACGUACAAAAUCAGCAGGGGAUCAAAUACUUUUUUCCCUCACUGUAUAUAGUUAAACUGUUGAAAAGGGAAUUGUCCCCAUUAGUGUGGAAAUACAUGACAAAAAAAAAACAUCUCUCACUUGGUAAAAAUCUCUGUCUGUUACAGCACUGAUUUGGCCUUUGAUCUUCAAGGUUAUUUUUUCAUAAUGCUCAACAAUGUUCUGACUGCAGCCAAUGGGGCCUAUGUGAAGCAGAAACUUGACUCCAAGGUAAGUGGAUAUGUGCCAACAGUUUUUUCCUGUGUAUUUGUAUUACAGCAUAAUAAAAGACAGGGAGAGGCCACCUCACUAUAUAUUUACAAUACAGUACAGGUACUCAUGUUACAUGAUGUUUUAUGUUAUGUGUGCACCCGAUUGAGACAAUGCAUGACUUCUGUACUGUAUAUCUAUAAACAAUGUGGUCCAGUGUGUCCACACACAUAUUGAUAUAAAAACAGACUUGGACAACACAUUCCAUAUCGAUUUGAUACCCUCAGCCCCUUUGGGUCUCACCAUUGAAGUAUUGCCAUUGUGUGUUGUGUUAAUGUUUUUUCCCUACCUGUAUCUAUGUAUUCAUAGGAGCUCGGCAAAUAUGGGCUGUUGUACUACAACGCUUUAUUUAUGAUCAUCCCUACAGUGGCAUAUGCACAUUUCGCCGGGGAUCUACAAAUGGUAAGAGGUCGUUGUGGGUGUUUGUGUGCGUUGCACACCAUGUUUGUGCAUAACUGUUAUGUGCUGUGAAAAACAUCUACUGGCUAUUGUUGUCACCAUUUAACUGAACCCACGUUUGUGGUGUUGCUUCUCCUGUUUCUAUCCAAGGCAUUGGAGUUUGAAGGGUGGUCGGACAUGCUGUUUUUGUUCCAGUUUGUGCUUUCCUGUGUUCUGGGGUGAGGGUAUUGAUAUUUUCAUCAUAUCAUGUUUCAUAUACUGUAGACAAAUGUGCUGAUAAUGUUAGUAUCUUUGACAAUGUAUACCUGGUAUAAGAUUUCACUCCGAUAAUGAAUAAUGGUCUGGGACAAGUGAUUCGUUGUACAAUCGUUUUAAUAUUGUGCAAUGUAUUCCUUGCAUAAGCAUUUACAGUACCAGUCAAAAGUUUGGACACCUACUCAUUCCGGGGUUUUUCUUUAUUUUUACUAUUUUCUACAUUGUAGAAUAAUAGUGAAGACUUCAAAACUAUGAUAUAACACAUAUGGAAUCAUGUAGUAACCAAAAAAGUGUUAAACAAAUAAAAAUAUAUUUUAUAUUUGAGAUUCUUCAAAGUAGCCACCUUUUGCCUUGAUGACAGCUUUGCACACUCUUGGCAUUCUCUCAACCAGCUUUAUGAGGUAGUCAACUGGAAUGCAUUUUCAAUUAACAGGUGUGCCUUGUUAUAAGUUAAUUUGUGGAAUUUCUUUCCUUCUUAAUGCGUUUGAGCCAAUCAGUUGUGUUGUGACAAGGUAGGGGUGGUAUACAGAAGAUAGUCCUAUUUGGUAAAAGACCAAGUUCAUAUUAUGGCAAGAACAGCUCAAAUAAGCAAAGAGAAACGACAGUCCAUUAUUACUUUAAGAUAUGAAGGUCAGUCGAUCCGGAAAAUGUCAAGAACUUUGAAAGUUUCUUCAAGUGGAGUCGCAAAAACCAUCAAGCGCUAUGAUGAAACUGCCUCAUGAGGACCGCCACAGGAAAGGAAGACCCAGAGAAACCUCUGCUGCAGAGGAUAAAUUCAUUAGAGUUAACUGCACCUCAGAUUGCAGCCCAAAUAAAUGUUUAACAGAGUUCAAGUAACAGACACAUCUCAACAUCAACUGUUCAGAGGAGACUGCGUGAAUCAGGCCUUCAUGGUCGAAUUGCUGCAAAGAAACCUACUACUAAAGGACACCAAUAAGAAGAAGAGACUUGCUUGGGCCAAGAAACAUUAGACCGUUGGAAAUCUGUCCUUUGGUCUGAUGAGUCCAAAUUUGAGAUUUUUGGUUCCAACCGCUGUGUCUUUGUGAGACGCAGAGUAGAUAAGAUCUGGUGCAACCAAUUACCUUCAGAAGUCACAUAAUUAAUUAAAUAAAGUCCACCUGUGUGCAAUCUAAGUGUCACAUGAUCUGUCACAUGAUCUCAGUAUAUAUACACCUGUUCUGAAAGGCCCCAGAGUCUGCAACACCACUAAGCAAGGGGCACCACCAAGCAAGCGGCACCAUGAAGACCAAGGAGCUCUCCAAACAGAUCAGGGACAAAGUUGUGGAGCAGUACAGAUAAGGGUUGGGUUAUAAAAAAAUAUCCGAAACUUUGAACAUCCCACGGAGCACCAUUAAAUCCAUUAUUAAGAAAUUGAAAGAAUAUGGCACCACAACAAACUUGCCAAGAGAGGGCCGCCCACCAAAACUCACAGACCAGGCAAGGAGGGCAUUAAUCAGAGAGGCAACAAAGAGACCAAAGAUAACCCUGAAGGAGCUGCAAAGCUCCACAGCGGAGAUUGGAGUAUCUGUCCAUAGGACCACAUUAAGCCGUACACUCCACAGAGCUGGGCUUUACGGAACAGUGGCCAGAAAAAAAUAAGCAAACACGUUUGGUGUUCGCCAAAAGCCAUGUGGGAGACUCCCCAAACAUAUGGAAGAAGGCUAAAAUUGAGCUUUCUGGCCAUCAAGGAGAACGCUAUGUCUGGCGCAAACCCAACACCUCUCAUCACCCCGAGAACACCAUCCCAACAGUGAAGCAUGGUGGUGGCAACAUCAUGCUGUGGGGAUGUUUUUCAUCAGCAGGGACUGGGUAACUGGUCAGAAUUGAAGGAAUGAUGGAUGGCGCUAAAUACAGGGAAAUUCUUGAGGGAAACCUGUUUCAGUCUUCCAGAGAUUUGAGUCUGGGACGGAGGUUCACCUUCCAACAGGACAAUGACCCUAAGCAUACUGCUAAAGCAACAAUUGAGUGGUUUAUGGGGAAACAUUUAAAUGUCUUGGAAUGGCCUAGUCAAAGCCCAGACCUCAAUCUGGGGGGGGGGGGGGGUGAAUAGUUAUGCACGCUCAAGUUUUCUGUUUUUUUUGUCUUAUUUCUUGUUUGUUUCACAUGAAAAAAUAUUUUGCAUAUUCAAAGUGGUAGGCAUGUUGUGUGAAUCAAAUUAUACAAACCCCCCAAAAAUCAAUUUUAAUUCCAGGUUGAAAGGCAACAAAAUAGGAAAAAUGCCAAGGGGGGUGAAUACUUUUGCAAGCCACUGUAUUUAGAAUUCAAGGCACACUUAACCAGCAUGGCUACCACAGCAUUCUGCAGCGAUACGCCAUCCCAUCUGGUUUGCGCUUAGUGGGACUAUCAUUUGUUUUUCAACAGGACAAUGACCCAAAACACCUCCAGGCUGUGUAAGGGCUAUUUGACCAAGAAGGAGAGUGAUGGAGUGCAUCAGAUGACCUGGCCUCCACAGUCCCCCGACCUCAACCCAAUUGAGAUGGUUUGGGAUGAAUUGGACCGCAGAGUGAAGGAAAAGCAGCCAACAAGUGCUCAGCAUAUGUGGGAACACCUUCAAGACUGUUGGAAAAGCAUUCCUCAUGAAGUUGGUUGAGAGAAUGCCAAGAGUGUGCAAAGCUGUCAUCAAGGCAAAGUGGCUUCUUUGAAGAAUCUCAAAUAUAACAUAUUUUGAUUUGUUUAACACUUUUUUGGUUACUACAUGAUUCCAUAUGUUUUAUUUCAGAGUUUUGAUCUCUUCACUAUUAUUCUACAAUGCAGAAAAUAGUAAAAAUAAAGAAAAACUCUCGAAUGAGUAGGUGUGUCCAAACCUUUGACUGGUACUGUAGGUGGACAAUUUGGUUGUCAUAGAAGAGUUUCUAGAAGCCUCACAACAACAUUGUCAACCACAAUUAGUGUCAACAUUUCUUCUGAAUCAAAUGUAGUCAAAUGAUUGUUUAAUAAGAUAUCAUAUAUGGAUGAUUAAUUCCUAACAUCUUUUGUUCUCUGUUUUGGCAGCUUUGUUUUAAUGUACUCCAUUGUGCUUUGCACUCAGCACAACUCGGCAUUGACCACCACCAUAGUGGGCUGUAUUAAAGUAAGCCAUCACUAAGUCGUUUUUAUCAUUGCAACCCAAACACUUACAGCAUUUACAUUGUUAUACACUGUCGUGACUAAAGUAUUGACCGCUGUUUUACUUCCUUCCACAGAAUAUUUUAGUCACGUACCUUGGAAUGGUCUUUGGCGGAGACUAUAUUUUCACCUGGGCCAACUUCAUUGGAUUAAACAUCAGGUAAAUGAAUAUUCUUCAUUCACCUUAAUUCUGAAAGUACGGACGUUCUCUUUUCUACUUCCGACUAUUUCUACUGACAGGUCUACGCCCUAUUUACUGAAGUGUGCUGGGGUUUUUCCUUAUGUCAUUGACUGAAGAGAUGCCGUGAGAGUUUAAUUUGAGCAUCCUUCUCUUAUUGUCUCCCUAGCAUUGCUGGCAGUCUGGUGUACUCCUACAUCACGUUCACAGAUGAACAAUCAAGUAAGCAAAGUGAAAAGAUUAGCCAGGAAAAUGAGAUUACAAAUCCUACGUGCCAUUGUGUGAGAGUUGGUGAAAACAAAUGAGAUUUUUAUUGUUUUUCAUUUCUAACAGAUUUGUUUUAUUUUCCUCUCCAAAUGGUACUGUUAUGUAAAGUAUGUUCAAUAAAAACAGCUGCUCAACUUUCCCAUUGGCUGAUACUUGGCAUCGCAAAAAACAGGCAGUAAAAAGGACUGUGUGCUUGAAAUCCUAGAUUUGGUCCAUAGUUAAUGCUAUUUUAUAUUAUUCUUAUUCUAUUUAUAUAGCCAUAGUAAUAUUAAUAUAUUUUAUGUUUCUACUCAUUUCACUUUAUGGACAAUACAUUUCUGAAAUGUUUACUUGUCAUUUCAACAGAAAAGCCUUAAAUGUGGGUGCCACUGGAAGGUUGGAGCUGGAGAUGGACUCUUUGUAAGACAUGUACUGUAUGUGAAACAUUUUGAGGACUUGGGUGUUUCGAUCCAUGAACAUUUAUUUACCUUUGGCCACUAUUUCAGGAUUUUCUAAUAAUCAUAUCUAAUAAUUAUACUAUCAUGAGACUGAAUCAAGUGUUCUAGACGAUUUGUGCCUAAUCAAGUAAAUACAGUAACUAUGGCCGGAAUUCAAUAAAAGACACGUUGUAGCACUGUAAACAUAUUUUCCGCUUGAGCCAACAUCUGCAGCUUUUACCAUGAAUGUGAUCUCCACAAACAUCUGGGAAAUUGACUUUUAAUUGUCGGUUCUGCAAUGCACUUGUCGACAAUGCGCCUCUGAUUCUCGGCCUGUUUAUUCACAUUGCCAUUGAAUUAUUUGAUUAUGCAAUGAGCCAUUUGAUACUUUUGUUUAUUCAAAAAAGUUUUACAUGUACAAAAAAAAGUGUUAUAUUUUGUGAACCUAAUUUCUAAGCAAAGCGCUUUACAUUUUUUACUAGUAUGUACAACAUUGUCAUCCUCGGAAAUGUAAGUUGCUAUGUUGGUUACAUGCAUAUUUCAAAUGUUGAAAUAUGGCUAGGUUUCAUUUCCUGUCACACUGAUGAAAAAUGUAUGAAAACUCCCCCACUUUUACCUUGUCCAAAUCAUAAUUAAAAUCAAUUUUCCUACCCUCUAAAAUCAUUCGAUUUUAUCAUUGAUAAAGUGCCUAAUUUGCAGUUAGGGCACAGUAAAAACAUGAAAUAAAACAAUACAGGUCACCAGUCUGAAUACAUUUAUUAAAUAUAGCCACCGUUAUUCCAUUCACAGCCAGUCUUGGUAUACACUUCACUUUAAUUCAUGUUGUCAUUGAGGAAAACUUACAGCACAUUUGUUAAAGAAAAAAAAGAAAAAUACUUGAAUCAACAAUUUGAGGCUAACACUUUAAACAAAAAACAGCUUUUUUUAAACCAUUUGUGAAUGUAGACCAAAGCAGGGGUAGCCUACAAAGUAAAAUGUUGAGAACGUCAAAAAGGCUGUAACAAAAUCAAGUUCUCAAAACAAUGUCUUGUUAUUAAGAAGCCUCCACUGGAACUAAAUGGAGGUUCUUCACAUUGAAGCUUACAGUCAAGGUCUUUAAUUACAAUUCGUAAUAAUAAGAGCUUGCUUAGAGGCCAUCAUGAAACUUUGCAGGUAAUGGCAAGUGAGAAAAUAAACGUUACUGGUACCCAGUCUCCAAUUUCAAAAGGCGUCACUGCACCGCAUCUCUCUCUUUUACAUGGAGUCAUUAUCAAACAUAUUUUUGCUGCAAAUACAUUUCCAAAUGCACUAGGUGAAAAAAUGGGACUGGGAAAUGCUGAGAAAUAGGAAUGACUACUUAGAACAGCUCUGCUCGGAGCAACAAGGAGAGGAGUCUUACGAGAAAGCUUACGAGAAAGACCAUAAAAUACAGACAGAUUAAAAGACAUGAUUAUCAAAAAGUGUAACAACUGUACAACAUAAGAAAAUCUAUUCAAACUUCACACGUAAAAUCACUGAAGUACUUACUGUCUAAAAACAACAGACAAACAAAACAAUAGGAAAGCCUGACAAUUUUUUAUAUAUACAGCGUUCUACAGGACAUCACUGAUGUCAGACGCUUUACACAAACAAACCUCAGGGGACAGACACUCCCAUUGGUUCAUUUCUUUCAAUUAAAACAACAUUUCCACGGUUACGGC